AGGAGAGCAGCCAGCCUCCGAGGGGCAGCCCGAGCGUUCUGUGUGACGUCACGGGCACAAUUAUUAAGCCGCGCGGUUUAUCUGUCGCCUUUCGCCGCCCGGCACUUUCCCAUUCCCGCAAUAUGCAGAUGGCAGGCACCAGCACUGCUGGAUAUUAGCUUUGCGGCGAGCCUCUCUGCACCAGAAGUCUCUACAAUGUCCAUCAGGGAGCUGUCAACGCUGGAAAAGAAUCGUGUCUUUGGACUAAGGCAGAAAAUGGUGGAAGGUACCUGGUCUGUUUAAUAGAGGAAAGCCCGUGGGAAUCUCAUGCAGGAAGUCGAGCAUCUGGAAGUGCAAUGGAUGAAGCUCAGCAGUUUAAUUUAACCUGGGUGCCUCAGGAUCAUUCUGAUGCUGCUUAUUCAGAAAAUGGCUCAGCUGCAGCAGUUUCUUCCUUGAUUCCUACCACAGACCAGGAGCUGGAGCCGAUUGUCAACCCCUGGGACAUUGUAUUGUGCACCUCAGGAACUCUAAUAUCAUGUGAAAAUGCCAUUGUGGUCCUUAUUAUUUUACACAACCCUACUCUUCGAGCUCCUAUGUUUCUGCUAAUAGGAAGCCUUGCUCUAGCAGACCUUUUAGCAGGAGUUGGAUUGGUCACAAAUUUUGUUUUUGCCUAUCUUCUGCAUUCUGAUGCUGCAAAACUGAUCACCAUUGGACUAAUUGUUGGCUCCUUUACUGCUUCUGUUUGCAGUCUUUUGGCAAUUACCCUUGAUCGUUACCUCUCCCUGUAUUAUGCCUUGACUUAUAAUUCGGAAAGAACUGUAACUUUUACAUAUCUCAUGCUGAUUGUGCUUUGGGGAGCUUCUGUCUGUCUUGGACUGCUACCCUUAAUGGGAUGGAACUGCCUUAAAGAUGAGUCUACCUGCAGCAUCAUCAAGCCCCUUACAAAGAAUAAUGUGGCAGUGCUUUCUGUUUCCUUCCUUCUCAUGUUUGCACUUAUGUUACAGCUUUACAUCCAGAUAUGUAAAAUUGUGAUGAGGCAUGCACAUCAGAUUGCUCUGCAGCACCAUUUUCUUGCCACAUCCCAUUAUGUCACUACCAGAAAGGGGGUAUCUACACUGGCCAUCAUUUUGGGGACCUUUGCUGCCUGCUGGAUGCCUUUCACUCUGUACUCUCUUAUAGCAGAUUACACCUACCCAUCUAUUUACAUGUAUGCUACCCUGCUACCAGCCACCUACAAUUCUAUCAUCAACCCAGUAAUUUAUGCUUUUAGAAACCAGGAGAUACAAAAAGCACUUUGGCUUAUCUGUUGUGGCUGCAUCCCUUCCAGCCUGUCUCAAAGAACAAGGUCACCCAGCGAUGUGUAACAAAUAGCUAACAAGUGAUUAAAUAUUUAUGUUUUGUUUCUCAGGCAAUCCCCAACAUACUCUUUGGUUACAAUGUAUUUAUUAAAGCCUGUAUUUCCUCUUCACGCUAAAGCCACUGAUGGCUUGGAUCAUUUUAUAGCAUGGGCUAUCUGCUGAACAGAAGGAGCUAAAAAUGUAAGGAAGAUUGUUCUCAAUUCAAGGUUAUCAGUAUUACAGUAUAUGGGGUCUGUGUUGUUUGCUUCAGUUGUGUAAACACUAGUCUUAAUUAUACAUUUUCACUUAAGUCCUAAUUAAACAGGUAGUCAUAAUGCACUUUGCAAAGACUAAGUUUAGCUUGUCUUAACUAGUUUAGAUUUUAAAAUA
Messenger RNA from Protopterus annectens (West African lungfish), 1706 nucleotides. It is a transcript of the gene GPR12, whose product is annotated as G protein-coupled receptor 12. NCBI's taxonomy places the organism in Eukaryota, Metazoa, Chordata, Ceratodontiformes, Protopteridae. Gene Ontology annotation, biological process: G protein-coupled receptor signaling pathway. Gene Ontology annotation, cellular component: membrane. Bases 336 to 1343 code for a protein of 335 amino acids. The record is from RefSeq and is a predicted model, not a curated record. Gene Ontology annotation, molecular function: G protein-coupled receptor activity. The transcript is spliced from 2 exons.